CAUCCAGCCCCUCCCCUCCGCUCUUUCCGUCUGUAUCUCCCUUCUUUCUCUCUCUGGAACACAUGAGAUUCUCCUCCCGAAACCUGAACCGCAGCAGCAGAGGCAUCGACCCCCCUCCCCACACGCACGCACAACAUGGCUACAAUUGUAACCUCGACCAGGUUUACGGACGAGUAUCAGCUUUACGAAGAGCUGGGAAAGGGUGCCUUCUCCGUGGUGCGGAGAUGUGUGAAAAAAUCCACUGGCCAGGAAUAUGCUGCUAAAAUUAUUAACACAAAGAAACUGUCAGCAAGAGAUCAUCAGAAACUGGAACGUGAGGCCCGAAUCUGUCGUCUACUCAAACACCCCAAUAUUGUUCGGCUCCAUGACAGUAUCCCAGAAGAAGGUUUCCAUUACCUGGUCUUUGACCUUGUGACUGGGGGGGAGUUGUUUGAGGACAUCGUCGCCAGAGAGUAUUACAGUGAAGCUGACGCAAGCCAAUGCAUCAGUCAGAUCCUGGAGAGUGUCAAUCAUAUUCACCAGCAUGACAUCGUGCACAGAGACCUUAAGCCCGAAAACUUGCUGUUGGCGAGUAAGAUGAAAGGAGCGGCAGUGAAGCUGGCUGAUUUUGGGCUGGCCAUCGAGGUGCAGGGUGAUCAGCAGGCCUGGUUUGGUUUUGCUGGCACACCUGGCUAUCUGUCUCCAGAGGUGUUGAGGAAGGAUCCCUACGGCAAACCUGUGGACAUCUGGGCCUGUGGUGUAAUCUUGUACAUUCUGUUAGUGGGCUAUCCUCCAUUUUGGGAUGAAGAUCAACACAAGUUAUACCAGCAGAUCAAGGCCGGAGCUUAUGAUUUUCCUUCUCCGGAGUGGGACACGGUCACCCCCGAGGCCAAGAACCUCAUCAACCAAAUGCUGACCAUCAACCCAGCAAAGAGAAUCACCGCAGAGCAGGCCCUCAAGCACCCAUGGGUCUGCCAACGGUCCACAGUGGCAUCCAUGAUGCAUCGCCAAGAGACCGUGGAGUGCUUGCGCAAGUUCAACGCCCGUCGAAAACUCAAGGGAGCCAUUCUCACUACUAUGCUGGUUUCUAGAAACUUCUCAGUGGGCCGGCAGCAUACCAGCCCUGCUGCUCCCACCACAAGCACUGCCGCGCUUGCACAGGAAGCAUGCAAAAGUUUACUCAACAAAAAGGCAGAUGGAGUCAAGCCCCAGACAAACAACACUAAAAACAGUGUAGUGAGCGCUGUAGUGAACGCCAUGAAAGAAAGCAACACGGCCUCUUCUACACCGAUGGAGCCACAAACUACAGUUGUGCACAACCCUGCCGAUGGCCCCAAGGGUUCCACAGAGAGCUGUAACACCAAUGAGGAAGAGGAUAUGAAAGGUAGGAAAGCCGAGAGUGCGCAGGGAGCGAGCAGUGACAGUGCCGUGAUGAGUCAGUGCAGUGCCGGGGAAGAGCUGCCCGCUCUGGUGGCUUCGCCACAGGGCUCUCCUGCCACCGUCCCCGUGCAUGACGUUAAACGCUUGGCAUGGAACAGUUCAGAACAUGCCUCAUGUCCAGAGUUAGAGCGAACUCAUUCUGGCCCAUGUGCCUCAGCCCAUGGGGUCGGCGGUAUCACGGCGAGCGGGUUCGCAGCUCAGUCUCGUAAGCAGGAGAUUAUAAAGAUCACGGAGCAGUUGAUCGAGGCUGUCAACAAUGGAGACUUUGAAGCAUACACAAGAAUCUGUGACCCUGGUCUGACCUCUUUUGAGCCUGAAGCUCUGGGGAACCUGGUUGAGGGCAUGGACUUCCACAAGUUCUACUUUGAGCACUUGUUGAGUAAGAACAACAAGCCUGUGCACACCACUAUCCUGAACCCUCAUGUUCAUCUCAUCGGGGAGGAUGCCGCCUGCAUUGCGUAUAUCCGGCUGACGCAGUACAUCGACAGCCAGGGGCGCCCACGCAGCUGCCAAUCCGAGGAGACGCGUGUGUGGCACCGCCGUGAUGCCAAGUGGCUUAACGUCCACUUCCACUGCUCAGGGGCACCAGCCGCCCCAUUACAGUGAACCGCACAGGACAGCUUACCUGGAUUCUCAAGAUAAUGGGAAUGUUUCUUCUUUGUGGCUGGACGGGCACGUGAAGGCCAGCUGGAUGACAGCUCUUAAAAGUUACAGACACACCAGUGAGGAACUCUGACAACAUCCAGUUCAACUGUCAACACCACUUAUCCUGUCCAAUCUUUGACCAACGGGAGCUGGCCGCGGCUGUGGCCCCGCCCAAGGGACGGUGCAUGUAUCUGACGCCCACAUGGGGGUGCUGUUUUGUCCUUUUCCCACGGAAACCAUCUUUUUUUGCCCGUUAAAGAUGUUCAGAAGGUGUUGUAAGUACUGAUCUAUGAAUUCAUAAAUAUACUGUAUAUUGUAAAAAUCACUAGCUGAACCAGAAGCUACAAUCAAGUUUGAAAAGCAUUUAUGUACGUAAAAACCAAGGUCGGGAGUUAGGAGGGAGGGGUGGGGGGGGUUGUUAAACUUUAAAAAAAAAACAAAAAAAAAACAAAAACUAGCGCCCAAAAAAAUGCUGAAGUUUACAAGUUCACAGUCCUUCUUGUAUACUUUGCAACUUUUUGGACACAAAAUCGAUUUGGGAACUGGGGGUCGAUUAAUCCGAGAGCAAGGCAGUGAAAACGUGCAGAAGUUCUUCAUAUCAAAAAAAGAACCAAAGUGUAGUUUUUAGUCUUUUAUUAAGGAGUGUUUCUGUUUGGUGUUGGCUUUUUAUGUAACCCGGGUCUAAAAGAAGGUUUGUACGGCCCAGGUUUCAGUAAUCUCCCGUGUUAAUGUGGAACUCUUUAUUUUUCCUCUUUUUUUUUUUUCUUGGACUGACAUAACACAAGCAUUUUGUGUUCAGUUUGAAUUUUUAAGACUAUUUUAUUUUUUAAGUUAAUCUAAAUAAACAUGUAAAGAUAUACAGAGAUAUUUAAAGGAGAUAUAUAAACUCUCGCCAUCCAGGUUUAGGGGAGGAUGCCGUUCUUGACCGCGCUCGUGUUUGCGAUCGGAACUUGUAUAAAUCGUAUCCCCCAUAUAGAUUUAAUAUAACGAAAGCCCGGGUGAACAGCACACAACUGAACACCGACCAGUAGAUUCGCUUUUACUGUUUUGUUAGGUCACGUUAGCAUCAUAGACAAACCACCGCAGGACGUACUGUGAUAGUCAAACAUGAACGUCAUUUUGUGAAGUAAAUCUUCAGAUCUGAGCUCAAAUUACACCAUAGCUUCAGUAGUCAAGUACGUUGUGAUUAAUCUCCUUUAAAACUUGCCGUCCGUUUUAGUAACGUUGGACGUGUCUAACUCACCCUGUCCUCAGUGUUGUCGUAGUCGUGGUUCAUGUCGGUGACGGGGGUGAACAUGCCGUACGUGCUCUGUAAAUACAUGUCGUUCAGUUCAAGCGAUCGCAAGGAACGUCUGGGGAAAAAUCGAAACGGUUGCCAUAGUUUAAAAAAUCACAGUUUUAAUGUUUGUACGAUUACAAUUCACAUCGGUUUGUUAGAUUUCACCAUUAACUAUAUUAAACAGGUUUUAUGGCACUGACUAUUUAAACUCAGUUUAACGUUAUUUAGAAGUGAGGGUUUGAUUGUCACGAGUGAUUAAUCUCUUAAGUUCGUCUGUAGUUGCACAAAUGCUUUUCAUCACUGCUACGGUUUUGUCUUUAGUAGAUUUUAGUAUAGUUACGUUUGAGGCAAUAUAUUGCGUGUGGAAAAACUAGGAGUUCACCCCGUCUCCUUGAUACACAUCAGUCUUUUGUAUGGAUCUGUAAAUACAUGUAGUGUUGGCACACCCUCAUCGUGUGCUGGGCUUCGUGACAUAUCAGGACUACACCUCCGCACGUGUGUAAGUGUGUGCGUGUGUUUAUCACCUUUACAACAAUGGUAGUGAUGCUGUCAGAUUAUAUGUGACGAUGCUGUUUUCACGUCCGUUUCGUGUCUCGUGCUUAUUUCUCGCAUUUUCUUUUUUGUUGUUUUCCUUCGUUUGUGCUAUGGGGAACUGCUGCCUUGCCUGGCCAAACUAGAUUACACUUUUUAUUUUUUUUUUUUUUUUUUUACUUCAAUACAUCCUUUGACAUCUUCAGCUCCAUGUAAUUGAAAAGGAUUGAGAUGGCUAUGAGGAGUCACUAGCUGGUAGAUUUAGGUUUAGCGAAAUAAAUAUCCAACCCCUGAAAGCUCGGUCUGAAUUCUGGGCCAGACAACGACGUACGAGUCUUCUGGCCCACCCGUCCAAUGACAGGAGAAAUCGAAUACACAGUUUAAAAAAUACCGGCGAAUAUGCAUGUGUACUUUUCUUGGUAAAUAUCGUUCCUUUUAUUUUCCACUGUCUGUGUUUACUUAAUAAAAAAGGGAAAGAAAUCUCAUAGUAUUUGCAUCUCGACAUGAAAAUCACUCCAUUGGGAACUAUAAGUGAUGUACCAUAUUAAAACUGAAAAAAAAAAGUAGAAAAUAGUGAAAAAAAAGUAUAUAUAAAACAAAAGCCUCUGCUUGGUAUGCUCCCCUCAUUCUAAGUAAAUCUAUUGCAUUGUAAUGGUAUACUAUUGGGCUUCGUAUAUAUUCGGAGUUUAAACAUGGAUGCUGGAUUUUUGCAUGAUCAUACAUUUAAUAAAACCAUGAAAUGACAACUAUCAAGUGUUUGUCUGAAUGUUAGUAGGUCUUCAUCAUAGCUUUGUUAUUAUUGAAACUUGAUCUGGAAAGUAUUUAAUAAAAAGAGCAUUUCUGCAGCC
Messenger RNA from Labeo rohita (rohu), 4722 nucleotides. It is a transcript of the gene camk2g1, whose product is annotated as calcium/calmodulin-dependent protein kinase (CaM kinase) II gamma 1. Lineage: Eukaryota; Metazoa; Chordata; Actinopteri; Cypriniformes; Cyprinidae. The coding region runs from base 136 to 2025 and encodes 629 amino acids. Gene Ontology annotation, biological process: protein phosphorylation. The transcript is spliced from 23 exons. Gene Ontology annotation, cellular component: cytoplasm; neuron projection. Gene Ontology annotation, molecular function: calmodulin binding; ATP binding; calcium/calmodulin-dependent protein kinase activity. The record is from RefSeq and is a predicted model, not a curated record.